GGCAGAAACAUCUCCUCUCGUACAGUGAAACAAGCAAAGGAAUACAACAAAAACACCAAACAAUAACUGGAUUAUACUUUUGACCACACACGUUAACUGGAUUUUACCAUUUCGGAGCUUUUCUGGAGACUUGUGGAUUACUAUUAUUUGCAAGCAAAAUGACCCUGGAAGAAGUCGUUGGAUGCAAUAUUACUGAUAAAAAAAUGGACACCGUGAGCCAAGCAUUAGAGGAGCUGCUGGUAGCAGCACAGAGACAGGACUGUCUUACAGUCGGGGUUUAUGAAUCGGCAAAACUAAUGACUGUAGAUCCUGAUUGUGUCGUACUGUGCGUUCUGGCCACCGAUGAGGAGGACCAGGAUGAUAUUGCGCUGCAGAUUCACUUUACGCUUCUUCAGGCGUUCUGCUGCGACAACGACAUCAACAUCCUGCGGGUGUCCGGUCUGAAACGUCUUGCGCAGGUGCUCGGCGAGCCAACCAUCUUAGAUAACAGCGAGCCGAGAGACUUCCACUGCAUCCUAGUCACUAACUCUCAAUGCCAACCACUGAAAUGCCAAGCACUGAAGGACGUGGGCAACUACUGCGAAGAGAGCCGUUGCAAAAACCAGUGGAUCCCUUAUCUGUCCCUACAAGAACGUUGAAUAACUCGCGAUGCCGUUGCUGCAAUAUAAGAAUGAAGUCAUUCUCUACGAAUGAAAGCAGAUGAGCUCCGCAACAGCCGCCGUUGACUGCUGCGUCAUGUAAAGGGGCUGAAAGAGAGAGUGGAGCUCUUGGAACUGUGCGCACGGUACAUUCCACCCUGCCCCUGCAUCUUAUCCUCCGUGGGGAAACAGUGGUUGUCUUGGUAGCGGAUGAACAGAGUCGUCCGGUGGCACGAGCUGUGUUGGAAGAACUUGGUUUCAUAUGUGCGAUGGGUUGGAAAGCCAGUGUGCGUCAGCGCAAAUCUACAUUUAGUUCACUAUUCCGUUUAUGUGGACAUUAGUAACUAUGAACUGUAGUAGCCUUUAUGUCAAGCUACAAUUGGACAGCAAUUGCAACUGUUGAGAAGUGUUGUGGAUUAAAAUCAAUAUAGUAUUUAUUUAUUUGAGUAAUUGACAAAUACAUACUGUGAAUUGAAUAGCUGCAAGUUAAAUCUAGUAAUUUAAAUAGGAGUAAUAUAUGUAUUUUUUUGCUCUUGUCAAAUGCAACCUUGUUUCAAUAAAUGUUUGAGAAUUGGA
This is a messenger RNA of Xyrauchen texanus (razorback sucker), 1214 nucleotides long. Its product is annotated as growth arrest and DNA damage-inducible protein GADD45 beta-like. Bases 159 to 638 code for a protein of 159 amino acids. The record is from RefSeq and is a predicted model, not a curated record. The transcript is spliced from 4 exons. Gene Ontology annotation, cellular component: nucleus; cytoplasm. NCBI's taxonomy places the organism in Eukaryota, Metazoa, Chordata, Actinopteri, Cypriniformes, Catostomidae. Gene Ontology annotation, biological process: regulation of cell cycle.